This is a messenger RNA of Funneliformis mosseae, 270 nucleotides long. The record is from the annotation of a GenBank genome assembly. NCBI's taxonomy places the organism in Eukaryota, Fungi, Glomeromycota, Glomeromycetes, Glomerales, Glomeraceae.
AUGGUUUUAAAGUACAAUCAAGAAAAAUCCCUAAGAGACUUGGAAACUAGAAUUAAGGAAUUAGAGCAAAGCAAUGAAGGGUUUCGUUCUCAAUUCAACUAUUUAGAAGAAAAGAUUAGAGAACGAGAAGGAGAGACCAAAGCCAAACAAGAAGCUAUUAGUAAUUUAGAAGAAAAGGUUAGAAAACAAGAAGAAGUAACCAAAGCCAAUCAAGAAAUUAUUAAUGAAUUGAAAGAAAGGAUCUUUUGCCAACUCUACCCAAUUCCUUGA